UCAAUGGCUUUUGCUCAGGAAGACCUCGAUUUGGUGCUUGUGCCAAUUGGGUUGCUGCUCAUGUUGGCUUACAAUCUCUUCUUCCUCUACAGAUACCUUCACUUCCCCAAAACGACAGUGAUGGGCGUCGAAAACGACGACAAAAGGGCUUGGGUCGAAGCAAUCUUGCAGGGAAACGUCGACGAGCGAGCGAUCGGAGUGAACGUCGUCACGUCGAAUGUAUCCGCUGCUACCUUCUUCGCCUCAGUGUGCCUGACCCUCUGUUCUCUCCUCGGCGCGUGGAUCGCCAACUUGCCCUCCUCCUCGAACAUCUUCCACGCCGUCCUCCUCUUCGGUGACCCGAAGCCGUCGACUGCGGCAAUCAAGUACCUCUGCCUCCUCCUUUGCUUCCUCGUGUCCUUCGCCUGCUUCCUCCAGUCGGCUAGGCACCACGUCCACGCGAGCUACCUGAUCACCACUCCCGGGUCUCUAAUCGACCCUGAGGACGUCAAGGUGGUGGUCAUACGAGGGGGCGAGUUCUGGUCACUCGGGCACCGGUCGCUCUACUUCGCUCUGAGUCUGCUGCUCUGGUUCUUCGGCCCGGUCCCGAUGUUCACUUCAUCGGUGACUCUAGUGAUGAUCUUGCAUCACCACGACAAGUACUCAAUUCCUAUAAAGAGACGACCGCUCAGAAAGAAAACUCAGAUUGCGGAUAGAGUGUAAAAGCAACAAGUCUACGUGACAGAUAUAGUCAUGCAUUUACAAUACGUGGUCUCUUUUUACAUGUUUGUUUGAAAAC
Rhodamnia argentea is the source of this 778-nucleotide messenger RNA. RefSeq lists its product as uncharacterized. NCBI's taxonomy places the organism in Eukaryota, Viridiplantae, Streptophyta, Magnoliopsida, Myrtales, Myrtaceae. The record is from RefSeq and is a predicted model, not a curated record. Bases 4 to 702 code for a protein of 232 amino acids. The transcript is spliced from 2 exons.